This is a messenger RNA of Pestalotiopsis fici W106-1, 687 nucleotides long. RefSeq names its product Proteasome component PRE3. Bases 1 to 687 code for a protein of 228 amino acids. Gene Ontology annotation, cellular component: proteasome core complex. Gene Ontology annotation, molecular function: threonine-type endopeptidase activity. Lineage: Eukaryota; Fungi; Ascomycota; Sordariomycetes; Amphisphaeriales; Sporocadaceae. The record is from RefSeq and is a predicted model, not a curated record. The transcript has 6 exons.
AUGGAGUUUGGCAACAAGGGCGUUCUGAACGAAGAUGGCAUCCACGUGGAUAUGGAUAGAUUAAAGAAGGGAGAGGUCAACCUCGGUACCUCCAUUAUGGCAGUCACAUUCAAGGAUGGUGUCAUCCUGGGCGCUGAUUCGAGAACCACGACCGGAUCUUACAUUGCCAACCGAGUGACAGACAAGCUCACCCAAGUUGCCGAUACCAUCUGGUGUUGCCGAUCCGGCUCAGCUGCAGACACACAAGCCGUCGCCGACAUUGUGCAGUACCAGCUCGGCCUAUUCCACAUGCGCAACGGAAAGCCUCCCACGACACAAACCGCUGCAUCCAUCUUUCAGGAGAUUUGCUACUCCAACAAGGACCAGUUGAGCGCCGGUCUUAUCAUUGCUGGCUGGGAUGAGCGACACGGCGGCCAGGUCUACUCUAUUCCCCUCGGCGGCUCACUACACAAGCAGGCAUACGCAAUCGGCGGUUCAGGUUCGACAUACAUCUACGGUUACUGCGAUAACCACUGGAAAGAGGGUAUGGAAGAGGAGGAUGCUGUCAAAUUUGUCAAGGGCGCUCUCGCCGAGGCCAUCAAGUGGGACGGAAGCUCUGGAGGUGUCAUUCGCAUGGUUGUUCUGACCAAGAAGGGCGCCGACAGACAUCUAUACCUCCCCGAUGAGGAUUACACCGUCAAGCACUAG